AGUUACUGGAUGAGAAGAAAGAUAAACGGUUGGUGUAUUUGUUGAAACAAACGGAUGAGUAUGUGGAGAGUUUGACGGGUUUGGUGAAGCAGCAUCAGGCGACUGAGAAGAGACGAAAACGAGCCGAACGACGCGAGCAACGCGCCAAGGAGAAAGCGCAAGGUUUGAAUUGUUCAUUCAGCAUUUUCAUUUCGGCGCAAUUUUUUGCGAAAGCGACUAGAUAG
This is a messenger RNA of Anisakis simplex (herring worm), 224 nucleotides long. Lineage: Eukaryota; Metazoa; Nematoda; Chromadorea; Rhabditida; Anisakidae. The record is from the annotation of a GenBank genome assembly.